AUGAUUCCUCUUUCUUCUCCUUCUACUUCUUCCACGUCCCCUCAUUCAUUCAUCUUCACCCGACCUGCCCCAAUUCUCUGUAACCCACUGGGAUUCAAGCGUUUCCGUACUUCCUCGGGUUGUCCUCUCCCCCACCAGUCUGUCGGGUAUUCUUCUGGACUCGGGUUUACGGGUCAAGUUAAUUCUGGUUUGUCUAAUAUUUAUCAGCAGCAGCAGGCUCUUCCAUUUUUAGGGUACGAUAAUCGUGGAGGAUUAGUUCUGAACCAAUUUGCAAAUUCGUCCCCUGUAAAACUUGAGCUUCCUUCAAACCAAUUUUCCCAUCAGGUUAAUGUUAUUCAACAAGAGAGGAAUAAUGUUAACAACAUGCAAAUGAACAAUACUUCUGAUCCUCUCUUUGGAGCUGAUCAUCAGGCUUUAACAUCUGGCCAGACGACACUGAAGAAACGAAGUUACUGCUGUAGUCCAGAUGAAAGAAACGUUCUUGACGGACAUCGAGGUUUUGAUGAUUUGCCUCUUAACUCUUCUUUCUGGUCUUCAAAUAAUGCAGAACUGAAACCGAAGGAUGAAGCACAACACCUGAUCAGUAAAUCCAUGAAUGAGGACCUAUCUUCGAUGCUUUCAGAUUGGCCUACCGGCAACAACGAUGCAGAAGAUUUUGCUGAUGAGGUGGGUGUUUCAAUUUCACAAUGGAACAAACCUAACCGAUAUGAUUGUUUCAGUAACAUGCAUCAUAUUCAGAGAUUGGCAGACACUGAUACAAUGGUUGAAAUCUAUGUUUUGGAAGCCGUCUUGUAG
Messenger RNA from Prosopis cineraria, 795 nucleotides. RefSeq lists its product as uncharacterized. The coding region runs from base 1 to 795 and encodes 264 amino acids. The record is from RefSeq and is a predicted model, not a curated record. The transcript is spliced from 4 exons. NCBI's taxonomy places the organism in Eukaryota, Viridiplantae, Streptophyta, Magnoliopsida, Fabales, Fabaceae.